AUGAAGGAAGUUUUUUCAAAGAAAAAAAAGUUUGAGGAUUACGAGACUGUGAAGCUUACAAAGAAAUGCAAUGCCAUACUUCAGAAAAAGUUGCCUCAAAAGCUAAAGGAUCCAGGCAAAUUUACUAUUCUUUGCAAGAUUGGGGGACUAUCAUUUGAUAAAGCUCUGUGUGACCUUGGUGCUAGUAUUAAUUUGAUGUCGUUAUUAGUUUUUAAGAAGUUGGGUCUUGGGGAGGUAAAGCCUACAACCAUUACUUUACAAUUUGUUGAUCGUUCUUUUACAUAUCCACGUGGAGUUAUAGAAGUUGUCGUACUUAAAGUGGAUAAGUUUGUAUUUCUUGUUGAUUUUGUGGUAUUGGAUAUGGAGGAGGACCAUGAGAUUCCAUUGAUUCUUGGUCACUAUUUCUUAGCAAUUGGUGGAGCACUUAUUGAUGUACAAGCAUGCCAUUUAACCUUGCGAGUUAAUGAAGAAAAGGUUCGAUUUGAUAUUUACAAAGGUGCAAAUUGGCUAGUAACUCUGAAUACUUGCAAGAUGAUUGAAUCAUUAUCUCCUUUAGUGUAUGAAGAUAAAAAAAAAGGAGAUGUUAAUGUGAACCAAGAUGAUAAUGAUUUAGCCGAUGAGAAUAAUCGAAUGUUGUGUUGUAUAAUUCAAUGA
Messenger RNA from Humulus lupulus (European hop), 654 nucleotides. RefSeq lists its product as uncharacterized. NCBI's taxonomy places the organism in Eukaryota, Viridiplantae, Streptophyta, Magnoliopsida, Rosales, Cannabaceae. The record is from RefSeq and is a predicted model, not a curated record. The coding region runs from base 1 to 654 and encodes 217 amino acids. The transcript is spliced from 2 exons.